Prionailurus viverrinus (fishing cat) is the source of this 1549-nucleotide messenger RNA. It is a transcript of the gene GPR171, whose product is annotated as G protein-coupled receptor 171. Bases 167 to 1126 code for a protein of 319 amino acids. Gene Ontology annotation, biological process: G protein-coupled receptor signaling pathway. The transcript has 2 exons. Gene Ontology annotation, cellular component: membrane. Lineage: Eukaryota; Metazoa; Chordata; Mammalia; Carnivora; Felidae. The record is from RefSeq and is a predicted model, not a curated record. Gene Ontology annotation, molecular function: G protein-coupled purinergic nucleotide receptor activity.
CGUUCGCGCAAUGAAGCUGCUACUGCUGAGGCCAGGCCAAAAGCUCAUGCUUCUGUGAAGACCUGCAAGGAGCCCGCAGUGGCUCAGAGAGUAUCCCCCCAGAUUCUUCGGAUUUUUUUUUUUUUUUUUUUUUUUUUUUGAAGAGUCAUCCUUCCUUUCCCUCAAGAUGACAAACAGUUCUCUCUUCUGCCCAGUUUACACAGGUCUGGAGCCGUUCACCUAUUUUUUUUAUUUAGUUUUUCUUGUUGGAAUUAUCGGAAGUGGUUUUGCAACCUGGGCUUUCAUACAGAACAACACAAAUCACAGGUGUGUAAGCAUAUACUUAAUUAACUUGCUUACAGCUGAUUUCCUGCUCACUCUGGCAUUACCAGUGAAAAUCGUUGUUGACUUGGGUGUGGCACCCUGGAAGCUGAAGGUAUUUCACUGCCAAGUGACAGCCUGCCUCAUCUACAUUAAUAUGUACUUAUCAAUUAUCUUCUUAGCAUUUGUCAGUAUUGAUCGUUGUCUUCAGUUGACGUACAGCUCUAAGAUUUAUCGGAUACAAGAACCUGGAUUUGCCAAAAUGAUAUCGACCGUGGUGUGGCUAAUGGUCCUUCUUAUAAUGGUGCCCAACAUGAUAAUUCCCAUCAAAGACAUCGAGGAGAAGCCAAAUGUGGGAUGCAUGGAAUUCAAAAAGGAGUUUGGAAGAAACUGGCAUUUGCUGACCAAUUUCAUAUGUGUAGCAAUAUUUUUAAAUUUCUCAGCCAUCAUUUUAAUAUCUAACUGCCUUGUAAUUCGACAACUCUACAGAAACAAAGAUAAUGAAAAUUAUCUAUAUGUGAAAAGGGCCCUCAUCAACAUACUUUUAGUGACUACAGGCUACAUCAUAUGCUUUGUUCCGUAUCACAUUGUCCGAAUCCCAUACACCCUCAGCCAGACAGAAGUAAUAUCUGACUGCCCAACCAGGAUUUCACUCUUCAAAGCCAAAGAGGCCACGCUGCUCCUGGCAGUGUCGAACCUGUGUUUUGAUCCUAUCCUGUACUACCAUCUCUCAAAAGCAUUCCGCCUAAAAGUCACCAAGACUUUUGCUUCACAUAAGGAGACCAAGACUGCAAAAGAAAAAUCAAGUGGUGAGAGCAGUGCAUAAAAUAUGGGAUUUUUCAUGCUAUCACUUCCUGUCUCAGUGACAGUAAGUACUGGGAAAGAGAAAAGAUAGCCUAAGUAAAAGACAGCUACCAUAUGUGGCCUGCUUUACUCAGAAACUGUUUCUAAAUGUAUAUCGAGCAGCACCCUUGUGGUGCUUAAACCACGUUCAUACAAAAACAAAACAAAAAACCUAAAAAGUACUGCUGAACCAACACAACACCUUGCAUUAUCCUUGAAACCUAAAGAACUUUUAUGACACAGACUCAGAAUCAUUCAUGAAGUAUCCAUUUGAAUAUUGGGAACUGACUUCUUGAUAGAAAUAUGCAAAAUGAUCUCCAUGUAAGAUGCCAGAAAGCCCUUUGGCAACACGAUUUAAAACCAUUUAGAUCAUACUAAAUAAAAUCCAGCUGAUCUUUACAUGCAA